This is a messenger RNA of Oncorhynchus gorbuscha (pink salmon), 13199 nucleotides long. RefSeq names its product cadherin EGF LAG seven-pass G-type receptor 1-like. Gene Ontology annotation, biological process: cell surface receptor signaling pathway; homophilic cell-cell adhesion; G protein-coupled receptor signaling pathway. The record is from RefSeq and is a predicted model, not a curated record. Gene Ontology annotation, molecular function: calcium ion binding; G protein-coupled receptor activity. NCBI's taxonomy places the organism in Eukaryota, Metazoa, Chordata, Actinopteri, Salmoniformes, Salmonidae. Gene Ontology annotation, cellular component: plasma membrane.
UCCGCAACAUUUGAACUAGUCAUGGAACGGGACAGGACAGCGAGCACCCGGGAAAAACUUCAGUGGACUUUAUAGGUGUUCUUGACCGAUGAUUUUUUUUAUGCGUUUUAAACCAUGGAAUUACAAAUGAUUUGGCUAUGGAUAUGUUUUCUAUCACACAUUCCAGUGUUUGCAUUUUUUGAUGUACACGUUUCUGAUCAUUUUCAGCCUGGAGUAGUGCUCGGAAAUGUCUCUCUUGGACGGGGUUGGAUCUAUCAAAUAGACAGGACUUUAACUCCUAAAUACGUGAGGCACAUUUUCAAUAUUGAAAGACAACAUGGAAUUGUAUAUUUCUCAGGAAAAGUGAAUUGUGCGAAGUUGCCGGAGAACCCAGCGCCGCUUUACAUUCAGAUCCAAUCAAUUACCUCGGAAAACUUUAUUUUAAUUAACUUCAAUACUUUUGUGCAUGGGCAAAAUUGUUUAAUUAAAUAUAGGAGUAAGAGCGCCGAAGGUAAGCCCGAGAUUUACAUGAACGUUCUCUCAAAAGUGGCGACUUCGCCAUGCGUCUCUACCAGUAUUUUGCUUUUGAACAUUUAUGAACAUUUACCACUAUUUACUCGACAACCUCACUCGUAUCGUUUAUCAUGUACGGGAGGGAACUGGAAAGCCGUGUUUGAUAACGGGAGUUUUUCUCCAAACUGUCUGCAAUACAAUGAGCGGAACGAGUUGGAUUUACUCUGCAGGGUGCAAAAUUUAUGGAAUUACACCACUGUCCGUGUAAAAUUGCGAUUUAAUUCUCUACGUAGUCAUGCCAUGUUUACAGACAGGGAUUUGGGGAGACUGGAUUCAUUGACCAAACGCAAAAAGAGAAAUGUGAAUACCGCUCCACAGUUUCAACUGCCCAACUAUCAGGUGUCUGUCCCGGAGAACGAACCCGCGGGAACUCGCGUAAUUACGCUCAAAGCACUGGAUACCGACAAUGGAGAUGCUGGUGAGGUUGAAUAUGAUAUGGAAGCGCUGUUCGAUAGCAGAUCCAAUAAUUAUUUCCAAAUCAACUUGCAGACCGGCAGCAUCACAACUUUACAGCCUUUAGACAGGGAGGUCAAGGAUACACAUGUAUUCAAAGUUAUUGCUACAGACAAUGGCAUCCCUAAAAGGUCGGCCACUGCUUACCUCACCGUCACUAUUAGUGACACUAAUGAUCAUGGGCCUGUGUUUGAGCAGACAGAGUACAGGGUCAGCAUUAGGGAGAACGUCGAGGUAGGCUUUGAAGUGUUGACUAUAAGGGCCACAGAUGGGGAUGCCCCAUCAAAUGCCAACAUGAUCUAUAAGAUUGUGAAUGAGGAAGAAGAUAAUGCUGGUUUUGAAAUCGACCCUAGAAAUGGAUUAGUCAAGAUUAGGGUUCGGCCUGACAGAGAAACUUUGACCCAGUAUCUGCUGAUAGUGGAGGCCAAUGACCAGGGUAAAGACCCAGGUCCCCGCAGUGCCACGGCUACAGUGUAUAUCUCUGUGGAGGAUGAGAACGAUAACUACCCCCAGUUCAGUGAGAAAAGGUAUGUAGUCCAGGUGCUUGAGAGCGUGGCAGUGAACACCAAAGUGGCCCAGGUGAAGGCAACAGACAAAGACGAGGGCAACAAUGCAAAAGUCCACUACAGCAUCGUCAGUGGCAACGUGAAGGGCCAGUUCUACAUCCAUUCCCCUACAGGUGACAUUGAAAUAAUCAACCCUCUAGAUUAUGAGAUCAUCAGGGAAUACAAUCUGAGAAUAAAGGCACAGGAUGGGGGAAGGCCACCUCUGAUUAAUGGCACAGGGAUAGUUGUAGUGCAAGUUGUGGAUGUCAACGAUAACGCCCCUAUGUUUGUUAGCACACCCUUUCAAGCCACAGUAUUGGAAAAUGUGGCUAUUGGUUAUUCUGUGAUCCAUAUUCAGGCUAUUGAUGCAGACUCCGGUGACAACUCUCAUUUGGAGUACAGACUAACAGACAUGGCUCCAGGCUUUCCCUUCAUCAUCAACAACAACACAGGGUGGAUUACAGUCAGUGUAGAGCUGGACAGGGAGACCACUGACUUUUACACUUUUGGCGUAGAAGCAGUGGAUCAUGGGGUUCCUGCCAUGUCUUCCUCGGCCAGUGUCAGCGUGACGGUGCUUGACGUGAAUGACAAUGUCCCCACUUUCACUCAGAGAAUGUACAGCCUUAAAAUUAAUGAGGAUGCUGUGGUGGGUACCAGUGUACUAGCACUCUCUGCCAUAGAUCGGGACGCCAACAGUGUGGUAACAUACCAGAUCUCCAGCGGCAAUACGCGGAACAGGUUCGCCAUCACCAGUCAGACUGCUGGGGGAGUUAUCACCCUGGCACUGCUGCUGGACUACAAACAGGAGCGCCAGUAUGUCCUGACGGUGACCGCCUCAGAUGGCACACGCUACGACACAGCGCAGGUCUUUAUCAACGUCACCGAUGCCAACACCCACCGGCCCGUGUUCCAGAGUGCCAACUACCAGGUGAUGAUCAGUGAGGACCAACCGGUGGGCUCCACCGUGGUGGUAAUCAGUGCCACAGAUGAGGACACAGGAGAGAACGCCCGCAUCAGCUACGUCAUGGAGGAUAACGUGCCACAGUUCAAGAUCAACCCUGACACAGGUGGCAUAACCACGCAGAUAGAAAUCGACUAUGAGGAUCAGGCCUCCUACACGCUGGCUAUCAUUGCCUGCGACAACGGCAUCCCUCAGAAAUCUGACACCACAUAUGUGGAGAUCAUCAUCCUGGAUGCUAACGAUAAUGUGCCACACUUCCUCAGGGACAUAUACCAGGGGACCGUGUUUGAGGACGCAGCUGUGUACACCAGCGUCCUCCAGAUUUCUGCCUCUGACAGGGACUCCGGGUCUAAUGGGAGGCUAAGUUACACCUUUCAGGGUGGGGAUGAUGGAGAGGGGGACUUCAUCAUUGAGCCGUACUCUGGCAUCAUUAGAACAGCCAGGAAACUGGACAGGGAGAAUGUGCCUGUGUACAACCUGAAGGCCUUUGCUGUGGAUAAGGGGGUUCCGCCUCUUAAGUCAGCCGUGGACGUCCAUGUGUCCAUCCUGGACAUCAACGACAAUGCUCCUGUGUUUGAAAAGGACGAACUGUACGUCUGUGUGGUGGAGAACAGUCCUGUGGGUUCUGUCGUAGCCCGCAUCACCGCUACAGAUCCCGACGAGGGAACAAACGCGCAGAUCCUGUUCCAAAUAGUGGAAGGAAACGUCCCAGAGGUCUUCCAAUUAGACAUCUUCAAUGGGGAUCUUAUCGCCCUUACUGAUUUAGACUACGAGUCGAAGAUGGAGUACACAAUCGUUGUCCAGGCAACCUCUGCACCAUUAGUCAGCCGCGCCAUCGUGCACAUCCGCCUGCUGGAUGUCAAUGACAAUUCCCCUGUCCUACGUGACUUUGAGAUCAUCUUCAACAACUACAUCACCAACAGGUCCAACAGCUUUCCGGCUGGGGUGAUCGGGAAGGUUCCAGCCCAGGACCCAGACGUGUCAGAUAAACUCCACUACAGUUUUGUGGAAGGUAACGAGCUGAGUCUACUCAUCCUGAGCCAGGACACAGGGGACUUAAGGCUGAGCAGAGACCUGGACAACAACCGGCCCCUUGAGGCCACCAUGAAGAUAUCAGUCACAGACGGUGUCCAUCGCGUCAUGGCCCUCUGCACCCUGCGUGUCACCAUCAUCACCGAUGAGAUGCUGACCAACAGCAUCACAGUGCGACUGGAGAACAUGUCCCAGGAGCGAUUCCUGUCCCCGCUCCUCUCCCACUUCAUGGAGGGCGUGGCGGCCGUCCUGUCCACCAGCCGCACCGGUGUCUUCGUCUUCAACAUCCAGAACGACACGCACGUCCAGGGGAGCAUCCUCAACGUCACCUUCUCUGCCCUGCGCCCUUCUGGGGGGAAAGGAACUUGGGGGGUCGGGGGGGCAAUCCCCACUGGAAGAUUUUUCCCCUCAGAUGCGCUGCAGGAGCAGAUUUACCUGAACCGGACCCUGCUCACCCUGGUGUCCAGCCAGCGUGUGCUGCCCUUCGACGAUAACAUCUGCCUCCGUGAGCCCUGUGAGAACUACAUGAAGUGUGUGUCAGUGCUGAGGUUCGACAGCUCGGCACCUUUCGUGUCCUCGGAUACAGUGCUGUUCAGGCCAAUCGAACCGGUGACGGGGCUGCGUUGCCGAUGCCCAGCAGGCUUCACUGGGGACUACUGUGAGACGGAGAUUGACCUGUGCUACUCAGGGCCCUGCCAGAACAACGGCAAGUGCCGGAGCAGGGAAGGCGGGUACACUUGCGAGUGUCCAGAGGACUUCACAGGUGAACAUUGUGAGGUGAACUCCCGCUCUGGCCGAUGCAUCCCGGGGGUGUGUCAGAACGGGGCCAGGUGUGUGGAUCUCCUGGUGGGGGGGUUCGUGUGCCAGUGCCCCCCGGGGGAGUACCAGAAGCCCUACUGUGAAAUGAGCACCCGCAGCUUCCCUGGCCUGUCCUUCAUCACGUUCAGAGGGCUACGACAGAGGUUCCACUUCACAGUGUCCUUCAUGUUUGCCACCAGAGAGAGGAAUGUCCUACUACUUUAUAACGGAAGGUUUAACGAGAAGCACGACUUCAUCGCCUUAGAGGUCAUCGAGGAACAAAUCCAGCUCACCUUCUCAGCAGGAGAAGUCAAAACCACAGUAUCACCCUUUGUCCUAGGUGGGGUCAGUGAUGGCCAGUGGCAUAGAGUACAGCUACACUACUACAACAAGCCCAACAUUGGACGCCUUGGCUUUCCUCACGGACCAUCAGAUGAGAAGGUGGCAGUCGUUGCCGUGGACGACUGCGACAUCGCCAUGGCGAUUCGCUUUGGUGGCCAGAUCGGGAACUACUCUUGUGCCGCUCAGGGCAUGCAGACAGGACAGAAGAAGUCCCUGGACCUCACCGGUCCCCUACUCCUGGGUGGCGUUCCCAACCUGCCGGAGGAUUUCCCUGUCCGGAACCGAGACUUUGUGGGCUGCAUGAGAGACCUAACCAUAGACAGCAAGACUGUGGACAUGGCCAGUUUUGUGGCAAACAACGGCACGGCCGCAGGGUGCACAGCGAAGAAGGACUUCUGCACUGAAAGUGUGUGUCUGAACGGAGGAAUGUGUGUGAACAAGUGGAGCACGUACUCCUGUGGCUGUCCCCUAGGCUACGGAGGGAAGAACUGUGAACAAGUCAUGCCCUCCCCUCAGCACUUUGACGGCCAAGCCCUUGUGUGGUGGCGCGAGCCAGAGGUAACCAUCGCCGUGCCCUGGUACAUGGGUCUGAUGUUCAGGACCAGGCAGAGCUCUGGCACCCUGCUGCAGGCCAACGCUGGAGACUUCUCCAAGAUACACAUCCUGAUCAGCGGCAAACACGUGCGUUUCCAGGUGUUCCUGGGGGUGAAGCGGGUGGCCCUGCUGGACUUCCCUCAGGUCAGGGUGAACGACGGGGAGUGGCACCACGUCCUGGUGGAGCUGAAGAGUAUUAAAGACGGGAAGGACAUCAAAUACAUGGCCCUGGUGUCACUAAACUACGGCAUGUUCCAGAGGUCAGUGGAGAUAGGCAACGAGCUGCCAGGCCUGAGGCUGAGGAGUCUGUUUGUGGGGGGCCUGAUGAAGAAGGAUGGGACGGUCCAGAACGGACUCAAGGGCUGCAUGCAGGGCGUGCGGAUGGGCGAGACUUCCACCAACCUGGCUAAUAUUAACAUGCGUGAGGGUCAGAAGAUCCGGGUGGAGGAGGGUUGUAAGGUGGCUAACCCCUGCACCACUAGCGCCUGCCCCGAGCACAGCCGCUGCACCGACAACUGGAGCUCACACACCUGUGUGUGCCACCCCGGAUACUUCGGGAGUGACUGUGUGGACGCGUGCCUCCUGAACCCCUGUCAGCAUGUGUCCACCUGCGUCCACCAGCCCAGCUCCCCCCAUGGCUACGGUUGCCAGUGUGGCCACAAUUCUUACGGGCAGUACUGCCAGAACAAAGCCAACCUACCCUGUGCUCGCGGCUGGUGGGGGAACCCUAUCUGUGGCCCAUGUAGCUGUGAUGUCAGCAAAGGGUUCUACCGCGACUGCAACAAGACCACUGGGGAGUGCCGCUGUAAGGAUAACUACUACCGGCCCGGGGGAAGGGACACCUGCUACCCCUGCGAGUGUUUCCAGCUUGGCGCCAUGUCACGCUCCUGCCACCCCCACACGGGCCAGUGUCAGUGCAGGACGGGCGUGAUCGGGCGCCAGUGCAACCGUUGUGACAACCCCUUCGCCGAGGUCACCUCCAGCGGGUGCGUGGUUGUGUAUGAGGGCUGUCCCAAAGCCUUUGAUGCAGGGAUCUGGUGGCCAACGACCCAGUUUGGACAACCUGCUGCAAUGAAGUGUCCCAGGGGAUCCACUGGCACGGCCAUCCGCCACUGCAGCGACGAGAAUGGCUGGCUGCCUCCCGAUCUCUUCAAUUGCACCUCUCUCACCUUCUCUCAGCUGAAAAUAGAGGACGAGGAGCUGCACCUCAACAGCUCCAGGAUGGACGGAGAGAGGUCAAAGGGCAUGGCCAGCAUGCUGCGGAGCGCCACCAACCGCACAGCGGCCCUCCAGGGCAACGACGUGAAGACGGCCUACAGCGUGCUGACCCGCCUGCUGCAGUACGAGAGCCAGCAGCUGGGCUUCGACAUGGCAGCCACAAGAGACGUCCACUUCCAUGAGAACAUGGUCCGAGCGGGCAGUGCCAUCCUGGACCCUGCUAACAAGGGGCACUGGGAGCAGAUCCAGCGUUUCGAAGAUGGCACGGCCCUACUUCUGCAUAGCUUUGAGGAGUACGCCCAAACCCUGGCCCAAAACAUGAGGAAGACCUACCUGAAACCCUUCACUGUUGUCACGGACAAUAUGAUUGUUUCUGCGGAUUACUUGGACCCGUCCAAUCCAGAACAGGCAAACAUCCCGCGUUUCCAAGAGAUCCAGGCCUAUCCAAAAGAGAUGGAGUCCUCCGUCCGCUUCCCAGAGUUCCCAACACAACACGAGCAGCCGGUGGAGGUUAAAGCAGUCUCCACAGCACCAACCAGAGACUCAACAGCCACAGAUGACCCCAUAGCAACAGCCACAGACGCCUCUCCUGUCCAGACUGAGUCCACUGACUCCUCAACUGUCGGUCACCAGGCGUCUGCCAAGAAGAAGCGUCACGCUGAGGUCCCAGGCCCUCUCCCUGUUGCCGUGGUGAUCAUCUAUAGGACCCUGGGACAGCUCCUGCCUGAAAACUACGACAUUGAUCGUAGGAGCCUGAGACUCCCCAACCGGCCCAUCAUCAACACCCCAAUUGUGAGCACGGUGGUUCACAGUGAGAGGGUACCCUUCACCAUUCCUCUUGCACAACCCAUCACCCUGGAUUAUAGACUACUGGAGACAGAGGAGAGGACCAAACCUGUCUGUGUCUACUGGAAUCAUUCCAUCGCUGUUCAAGGAAUGGGAGGCUGGUCUGCCAAGGGGUGUGAGCUGGUGUUCAGGAACAGCACUCACAUCAGCUGCCAGUGCAGUCACAUGUCCAGCUCUGCUGUGCUCAUGGACAUCUCCAAAAGAGAGCAUGGGGAGGUGCUACCCCUGAAGAUCAUCACCUACACCACUGUGUCAGCAUCGCUAUUGGCCCUCCUCAUCACCUUCCUCCUCCUGGCCAUCCUCCGGAAGCUCCGCUCCAACCUACACAGCAUCCACAAAAACCUGGUGGUGUCCAUCUUCCUCUCGGAGCUCAUCUUCCUCUUCGGAAUCAACCAGACUGAGAAUGUGUUCACGUGUACAGUGGUAGCCAUCCUGCUGCACUACUCCUACAUGUGUACAUUUGCCUGGAUGUUCGUGGAGGGACUUCACAUCUACCGCAUGCUGACUGAGGUCCGCAACAUCAACCAUGGCCACAUGAGAUUCUACUAUGCCAUUGGCUGGGGCAUUCCUGCCAUUAUCACCAGCCUUGCAGUAGGGUUGGAUCCUCAGGGUUAUGGUAACCCAGACUUCUGUUGGCUUUCUGUCCACGACACACUCAUCUGGAGCAUCGCUGGGCCCAUCGCUAUCAUAGUACUGGUCAACAUGACUUUAUUCUUCCUGGCCGCCAAGGCCUCGUGCGGAAAGAGACAGUGGACAUUUGAGAAGUCUGGAGCAAUCUGUUCUCUACGCAUAGCCUUCGUCCUCCUGUUGCUCAUCAGUGCUACCUGGGUCCUGGGCCUCAUGGCAGUCAAUAGUGAUGUACUCUCCUUCCACUACCUCUUUGCCAUCUUCAGCUGCCUCCAGGGUGUGUGCAUCUUCUUCUUCCUCUGUAUUUUCAACAAGGAGGUGAGGAUCAACCUGAAGAACGUCCUGACAGGAAAGAAGUCCAUCGUGGAAGAUUCUACUGCCACCCGCACCACUUUACUCACACGUUCUUUAAACGGUAAGUACUCGUUCACGGAGGAGGAGGGUUUGUACCGCACGGCCAUUGGAGAGUCCACUGCCUCCCUGGAAAGCACGGUCAGAUCAGCCCACAGCCUCAGCAGCAGCCAGGCCAGGAAUGGCUCGGAGCAAAAGCAUACUACAUCCUCCCGCUCAGCCAAAAAGAGUUACAGUGGAGAGGGAGACUCCUCCAUCUUCAUCCGCAAGCGUUCCAAGAAAGAUAAUUCGGACUCGGACAGCGAGCUCUCGGUGGAUGAGCACAGUAGCUCCUACGCCUCGUCCCACUCAUCAGACAGUGAUGAUGACAGAGGGAGCCGCAAACAUAGGUGGAACAACGAGAGACCGCCCCAGCACAGUACACCCAAAGUGGAUACGGCGGCCAAUCACACGAAGCCUCACCGGCCAGUUGAGCCGCCGACAGUCAGUGAGAGCGAGGAGCCCUGCGGGUUGGAGACGCUGCGUAUGGAGACCAAGGUCAACGUGAAGCUCCACCAGGACAGAAAAGGCAAUGGGGAGUCACCCUCCCAGAACGGUAGCGCCCCUCCCAGCUCACCUGACAGCAACCAGACAGAGAAGAGAAGGGGCAUUCUGAAAAACAAGAUCACUUACCCUCCCCCGCUGACUGACAAGAACAUGAAGAAUCGCCUGCGGGAAAAAUUGAGCGACUACAACCCCCCCACCAUCUCCCCCAGAACUACCCCAGUCGCAGUCCCCGUCCCCCCAUCUCCCGUCUCCCCUCGUCUUUGCGCUGUGACCGGGGGAAACCGGGUCCUCAUUAAACCCCCACCUCGCCCACCCGUGCCUCCAUGCCCUCCGUUGUCUCCACAGGACCUGCGCAACGGGUUUGUCAUGACAACGACGAGGACGACAAUGUCGCCAUUGGUCAAUGGUGUCAACGGGGUUCAAUACGCCCAAGACUCAGACUCAGAUGGUAGCAACGAAACCUCAAUCUGACCUGGAUGGAAUUCCAGGUAGACAACCAAGGAAGAAGGGCUACUGCGCUAAUACCCUAUGUGGGAUUCAAGGGUCACUAUGACCCAUUCCAGUAGGCCACAGGACCCCUAAACUCAUAUGAAGAUCAGUUGCCUGCCCACAGACAGUUGCCUGCCCAAGGGAAAAAGGGAAGAAAGUGUUGGACGAAAUCCCACAGGACAGCGUGAAACUACAUGUCCCAGUAUGCAGCAGUGAGUUGGAAAAACAAAAUGAUGCACUUCACAGCACUGCCACCAAGUGGCGCUGUCUGUAGUUAUUCAGUGCAGGCGGCAUCAGACAGCAGGUUCGGAUUGUAGACUUUUCUGUCACCAGAUGUGCCACGACGUGACGCUGAUCUCAUGAAUCAUUAAGACUAAGUGCCCAGCUGUGUUUGCCCACAGAGGCAGAAACAUCAAAAAAACGAAUCAAUGCCUUUGGUCUGUGUUAUUAUCUUGUAGAUAUGUUUUCUUAUUCUUCUUUGUUACGUGUUUAUAGGACAGGAAGAACUCAUUUGUACAUUGUAAGUGUUAUUAUUGUAAUAUGAUAUUUUUGGGACAUCGUGUGUAAGAUAUGACACUCAACAAGGUUUUUUUUACAGAUGUUUUAUGAAUUUGCCACCUUUUAAGAAAGGUGCCCCCAGUCUGAAAAUACUCUGCUGAUUAAUAAUGUGAUGUUUAAUGUAUUCAAACACUCACAUAGUAAGUGCAGCUGAACAAAAGCCACCUUAAAGUAGUAAUUGUAACAUAGGGAGUUGCGUUCAUCUCUGUAUUAGAGUGUAAGGUCUUGUCCAUUCAAAUGGUAUCUAAAUCAAGUUCUGGUCACUGAAUGACUUUGAAUGAGAAAAAUGCACUGAAACCGUAAUACUUCCAUUACAAGCUCCAGUCAAUAUCAGAGUAAUAUGUAGAAAUAAAUUGCUACUCUAGAACGGUUAGUAGAAGCACUAAGGUGUGCGCCUUCUGAGUGUUAACUUGGCAUGUUGUGUCAUUGCAACCCUUCUUCAUAUUCCCUAUCCUAUCUUUCCAUGUACGCAUCUCCGGAGGUCCUCAAGCCGUAGAGCAUUGUGAAAAGGUCAUCCAGUAGCAUGUCUGUAUUCUGAUUUUCAACUCAUUAGAAUAGCAAGUUACAGUAUUAUUUCCAAGAGAACAGUAGUCCUUUUAAGUAUCAACAGCGUGCCUUUCUCCCUGCCAGCGAAGAGCAUAGUGUCUAAAUGCAAGAUAACCUCUACGGUCUACUUCAAUGAUACUUUCAUCCCUCAGAUCUCCUUCCGCUCUUUCAUGUUUUAUACAGAUGAGUCCGGUCUCUAUAAAUCUGUUCUCUUUCGAGUACUUGUUUUCCCGAAGUACCACACGUGGGGAUUCGCUGGAGGUGGAUCCCUACGAAGAACCAAUCACACAACGUCUGUCGGACACAGGUGAGCCCUCCCCUCCUUCAUAAGGCGCAACUCGCUGGCCACCGGUCAAUCUGGUGUCUGAAGGAUGCCGGCGAGACGCCCGGUGUAAGAACGAGAAGAAGAAAGAGAGGGGAGAGGAAGCGCGGAGAAGAUGGCGGAAACUGAGGUUUUGUUUGAAACUGCUAGUGAGUCGGGUGAAGCUAAUAGCACAUAAAGUGAGAAUGAGUGGGUGACCGUGGCAAAGAAGAUGGGACGCAAGAGAUGUAAAAGUUGUGUAAAAUAGGAAAUCCCUAGACCAGUUUUUAGUCCGAUUGAGGGUUUUAGGUCAACGCUACUUGGGAAAUCCAUUUAAUGUCUCGAGGAAAGUGUGGCGUUGGUGAGAGUCACAGGGAGUGGUUGUAUUUCGAUUUUCUUUGUGUGCCCACGGAAUGUGUUUUAAGACUAAAACAGAUUUUCGUAGCAGGGCGCCUACCAAGGGGGUUAUUUCUGCGGUGGAGCAAGAAAUAAAGGCAGAGGAUAUUACCGACGACAUCGAUGGAGUGGUUGGUGCCCGUCGACUGACCUGUACGGUAGACGGAGAAAAGACAUUCACUUCAUCAGGCUACUUUUCUUUGAUGAGGUGUCUCUCCCUUCUCAUAUAAAGUUAGGAUUAAUGAGAUACCUUGUUGUGUCAUAAAUGUAAACGAUUUGGUCAUGUGUCAAGUGUGUGCAGAAGGGAUGAGUACCGUAUGCCAGGUGAAGUGAAAUGCGGCAACUGCGGAGGUGAACAUGAGCCCCCGGAUUCCUGGAAUGCCCCGUUAGGGUGAGGGAGAAUGAGGUGUCCAGAGUAAGGAGUGUCCAGCGUGUCUCCUAUCUUGAGGAUGUGAGAAGAGUGGAAGGAGUGAGUGUCGGGGAAGAAACCGUAGAGCCACCGCCACCAGUGAAGGCUUCUCAUCAACCGAGGGAUCGUGAAAUGUUACAUGUUAAAAAGGUGGACUUUGUAUUAUUUAUUGCAAUGGUCAUAAACAGUACAGCGCAAGGCGGAGAAGAAGUCUAGGAAAAUUGGAAUCAUUGUGAAUGCAGCUGAACGUUCUUGGGGGGUCUUCGGGAAAUCCGUCCUGUGAAUGUUCCCGCCGUCGCAGGCCCCUGAGCCUGUGGAGGGUAGCCCCUGAGCCUGUGGAGGGUAGUAUUUUGGAGUGGACUGUGAUUGAAGAAGUGGCGUGUUAGUUGGCGUGUUUCAUUUUGUAUUUUGUAUGGUGUCGUUUUCCCACUUACCCGCAAUGUUUCUUUUUUGUUUCUUAUUCAAUACCCCAUCCAGCUGGUUUGCGGUAAUGCACCAUUAACAAUUGGUGCCAACCGCCGUUAAACCCCAUCGAAUAAGUACAACACUGGUCAUUCUCACCUCUCUUCCUUGCAGAAGAAUUACUACGGGCUCCUGAAGCUCUCCCUCAGCACCUCUAGAAUCCUGUCUUUCUACCUAAUCGUUCUCACGACCUUACCGCUGCUGAACAUAGUGCCUCAGCUCCUGUCAAUCGUGUUUCUUUUUCCUGACUCCAUUUCUGCCUCUGUUUUUCUCUGCCUUCCUUUGGAUAGUGGAGGCUUUUAUAUUUACUGAUAAUAGCAGGUGGGUUUACAGCCCACUGAGGGCUGAUUUUAUUUUUACCAGAGAGAGGUAUUGGCUACCUCUUGGGAACUUUUCACAGACAUCUCAUUUUUGUAGGAGAUUUGCAAUGUGACAUGUCGGGCCGCCCCUCAUAUGUUUAAGAGGUUUUACUGAAUGGAAUCGCUGCACCUUCGUUAGCGCAUUCUAUCCUCAGUGUCGGAGCCUCUGCGGGGUAAUGCAGUUGGGAUUACCCUGUGUUCUGGGAGAGCCUCUCUGAGAUAUGGGAGUUGGCAAAGAUUCCCCACUUGUGAUAGGUCAACAUUAGUAUUUGAAAGAGAACUGAUAAUGAGUGAGACAUAUCACCGCAUUUCUCUGCUCGCGAGGAAUCGAGGCAUGCUUGAGAUUUUUAUUUUAGAUUUUUUUUAACUUUAUUUAACUAGGCAAGUCAGUUAAGAACAAAUUCUUAUUUUCAAUGACGGCCUAGGAACAGUGGGUUAACUGCCUGUUCAGGGGCAGAACGACAGAUUUGUACCUUGUCAGCUCGGGGAUUCGAACUUGCAACCUUUCGGUUACUAGUCCAACGCUCUAACCAGAGGGCGGGGACGAGUGGCGCCUUUAUAAGGAGGGAGGGCUCAUCUCAUUUGCCACUUGACCUGUCUGCCUCCUGUGAUUAGUUCUUCAUAGUGAACCGCCCUCAGCGAAUCCCCAUAUGUGAUACGUCUCACUCAUAUUAUCAGAGAACCGGGGUAACGAAAGUGACCUUUAAGAUAUUGUUUCACAGACACUGGAAUCAUUAUUGUAAUAUGCAUUUUUUUGUGAAAAGACACUGGAAAUGAGACUUUAGGAACAGUAAAAUAAACCACAUUUGGAUGU